AUAUCCAAGUCAGUCCGGUCUUUUGAUAAAAGGCAAGACAUCUCCUCGGUCUUUCGUUUGUGAUCUUGUCAACCAGCCGACUUCACAUCUCCAACUUAGAAGUGACUUUCCAGCUUUCCAAGAUUUCUUGACAAUCCGAGUCCUCCCUCAAGUUCAUAUAUUCAACAACCCAGCGUCCACCAGACCACUACCUAGGAGCCAUAAUCCUGCCUUGGUACCUUUUGAGCCGCAACCUUUCGUCCUGUUUCAUUGAUAUAACUGGUUGCUCGCUGAGCUACAUACGAAGCACUACACCUAUCAGACGACUACCUGCACGAUGUCUUCAGUCAAUUCUGGGCCCGUUCUCGCCGCGGCUAUCGCUCCAAUCGUUGGCAAUAACGGCUUCCCCUUUGCCGCCGCAACCAAUGCCGAGGCCUCAGCUCUUCCUAGCGGCUUUCCGUCUGAACUGAGAUCCAAGUUGGCUUGGACUGGGGCUGACUUUGCCGAUGAAUCCAAGUACAUCUUGCAUUUGACUGACACUGACUUGACCGAAGUCAAGCAGGCUAUUGCUGAAUACAAGUCUCUUGACCAGGAUGGUUAUCUCGUCGAGCCGAAUACCUUCCAGCUGCCCACGCUCGGUUCGAAGCUCAGAGCACUCGGACAGGAUGUCCAUUUCGGCAAGGGUUUUGGCGUAAUUCGGGGCCUUGAUCGCGCAGCUUUCUCUGUUGAGGACCUGACAUUGGCCUACAUGGGCCUCCAGUCGUACAUCGCGGAGCAACGCGGUCGUCAAGACAAGCGUGGUAACAUGCUCGUGCACAUUGUUGCGGAUAACAGCACCAAGCAGGCUGCUGAACAUCAUCGCCACUCAAACAAGUCCAUAACUUUCCACAAUGAGGAGGCCGGCGAUAUCGUCAGCUGGUUGACGAGGAGCACAGCCGCAACUGGGGGCAAGUGUAUCAUUGCUUCUGCGUACACCAUCUACAAUGUCUUGGCUGCCACUCGACCCGAAUUGAUUCGGACUUUGGCGCGCAGCGAUUGGCCCUUCUCCAUGCCCCGCUUCCAGUGCCGUCCGGUGAUAUUUUACGAAGAUUCGAAGCUCAUCAUGAACUUUGGCCGAGCGGCUCUUCUCGGGAACCAGGCUCAUCCCCGUCCUCAGCAUCUGCCAUCCUUGACUGCCCGUCAAGUGGAGGCUUUGGAUGCCAUUGAGGCCAUUGCGAAGGCAUCUCAGAUGGAGAUUCAAACCCAGGCUGGCGACAUCCAUUUCAUCAACAAUCUGGCUGUUCUGCACCGUCGGGAGGGCUUCGUGAACGGAGAGGAUGCAUCUACCAAGCGCCAUCUGGUUCGUAUGCGCCUUCGAAGCACCGAGCAUGGGUGGCCAAUUCCCAAGGAACUUACUCAAGAGUGGGACGAGGCUUUCAAGAACAAGGGCAUCAAGCACUGGCACCUGGAGCCCAUGCCUGCAUACUACUUCCCCCUCCGCCGCCAGCCCAACUGAGUCACGGUGGUUUCGAAGAAAACGUAUAAGAUUACACGGGGUACCAGAUGGACGCAUUUCCUUUAUCAUUUCUACA
Molecule: messenger RNA, 1550 nt
Organism: Neurospora tetraspora
Lineage: Eukaryota; Fungi; Ascomycota; Sordariomycetes; Sordariales; Sordariaceae
Exons: 6
Coding region: 317-1474 (385 amino acids)
Molecular function (GO): oxidoreductase activity
Source: RefSeq, a predicted model, not a curated record